Messenger RNA from Pygocentrus nattereri (red-bellied piranha), 571 nucleotides. Its product is annotated as ictacalcin-like. Bases 151 to 447 code for a protein of 98 amino acids. The transcript is spliced from 3 exons. Gene Ontology annotation, molecular function: transition metal ion binding; calcium ion binding. The record is from RefSeq and is a predicted model, not a curated record. Lineage: Eukaryota; Metazoa; Chordata; Actinopteri; Characiformes; Serrasalmidae.
AACCAUGAGCUAAGAGGGGCAGAAUGGAUAUGGCCAGAGGGCGUGGCAGCUCGUGCAUAUAACAGCAGGUCCAUCCCUCUUCCAUCACUCCCUCCGUCCCUCUCCUUCUCGUUGCUCGUUGACGUCUCUGUACAAACCUAAGAAGCCACCAUGUCCCAGCCUUCCCAGGUGCAGAGUGCCAUGGCACUUCUGAUUUCUGCCUUCCACAAGUACUCCGGAAAGGAGGGAGACAAGUACACCCUGAGCAAGGGGGAGCUGAAGGACCUGCUCACCAAUGAGCUUGGUGACCUAUUCGGGAAAACCACAGACCAGAAAGCACUGGAUAAGAUCUUCAAGGACCUGGACGCCAAUGCUGACGGAAGCGUGGACUUCCAAGAGUAUGUCACCCUGGUGGCCUGCCUCACCAUGCUCUGCAACGACUUCUUCAAAGACGCAAAGAAAAAGUAGAAAGGACAUAUAAAUAUAUGUACUCAUUUAUUAAAAACAUAAAAUGUUUGCUUAAUCAUAAACUCAAAAGUUUUCUCAUUAUGUAAAACGAAAAUGUUUGAAAUAAACUACUUUUAAUAUGUGA